GAGUGCCAUCAUUUCCAGAUGUCCAGCGAUAAAAAGCUCCCAAGCCGAGUCAUUGAUGUCGGAUCUAUCGAUGAACAACCAUUCUUACAUGAAACCGAACCGUCCAAGACUGGGGUAUAUCUAACCCUAAGUCACCGGUGGAGCGACCAUGUUCUGACGACUACCAAAGCAACGCUCGCUGAUAGGAAGAUGUGCAUCCUCCUGGAUUCUAUGCCACCUACCUUCUCUGACGCUGUUGUUGUGGCUCGAAAAUUCAAGAUCAGGUACCUGUGGAUUGAGUCGCUAUGUAUCAUCCAAGACUCAACAGACGAUUGGAUGGCAGAGAGCGCAAAGAUGUGUGAUAUCUACCGCGGGGCACUGUUCACCAUCUUUGCAGCAAAUACGCAUCCCACGGACGUACCAAAUCCGGGUAGAUGGUCUAUUCGCACCCAGAAAUGGUCUCGAAAAUAG
Messenger RNA from Mytilinidion resinicola, 450 nucleotides. RefSeq lists its product as uncharacterized. The record is from RefSeq and is a predicted model, not a curated record. Lineage: Eukaryota; Fungi; Ascomycota; Dothideomycetes; Mytilinidiales; Mytilinidiaceae. The annotation marks the transcript as partial. The transcript has a single exon.